GAUCAGUGGAGCUCGAGCGCGUCUGAAAGAAAACACGUCGGUGUGAAUGAAUCUGGACAGCUGUGUUGCAACACACAUACACUCAUACACACACUGUCAAAAAGUCUCCGCGUUGCAUUAAGGUGAAGAAGAGAUAUUCCAUUGGGUUGAUUGUCUGAGUGGUUGAAAUAUGGAAAUGAAUCAGCGCUGGCUCAGCAGUCCCGUGCUGCUCCUCCUUCACAUCCACUGCACUUUUGCUAUGUUCAUUCCCAACAGCACACACCUUGAAGCCAUAAUGGAGAGGUACAUGGAUAAGGAGGACUCAUGGUGGGAAUCCAGAUCGAGGGGCAAGAGAGCGAUCUCUCACAGCGACAUGCAGCUCAUUCUGGACCUCCACAACAAGCUCAGGGGUCAGGUUUAUCCUCCUGCAUCCAACAUGGAGUACAUGGUGUGGGACACUGAACUGGAGCACAGUGCAGAGGAUUGGUCUCGUACCUGUCUGUGGCAGCACGGCCCGUCUCACCUGCUCACGCAGAUCGGACAGAACCUGGGUGUGCACUGGGGCAGAGAACGACCUCCGACCUUUCACGUGCAGGCGUGGUAUGAUGAAGUUCAGCACUUCAGCUUCCCCUAUCCACAGGAGUGUAACCCGUACUGUCCCUACAGGUGCUCCGGACCUGUCUGUACACAUUACACACAGUUGGUUUGGGCCACCAGCAAUAAAAUCGGUUGUGCCAUUAACGUGUGUUACAAUAUGAACGUGUGGGGAAUGAUCUGGGCCAAAGCUGUCUACCUCGUGUGUAAUUACUCGCCACCGGGGAACUGGUGGGGUCAUGCCCCGUAUAAACACGGCCGGCCGUGCUCAGCGUGUCCGUCCAGCUACGGAGGAGGCUGCAGAGACAAUCUCUGCUUUAAAGAUGAUGGCAGUCAGAGUUAUUUAGCCCCUGAGCUGGAGGAAAAUAACUUCAUUGAGCCGGAACCUUCACACAGCCAUUCAUCUCCAUCUGCUGAUCACUCACACACACCAACAGUAACACCAGCACCAACACCACCACAGAACCAGGGCAUGGACAAGAAUGAGAUCAUCAGCACUGAGCAGAUGUCUCAGCAAGUGGAGUGUGAUGUAAAGUUACGGGAUUGUUGUAAAGGAACCACCUGUAACAGGUAUGAAUGUCCACCUGGUUGUUUAUACCGCCAUGGAAAAGUGUUGGGCUCAGGAUAUUAUGAUGUGCAAUCCAGUAUCUGCGGUGCCGGAUUACAUGCCGGGAUCAUAGACGAUGAUGGAGGCUGGCUUGACAUCACGAGAGUUGGCAAACGGACACGUUUCACCAAGUCGUAUGAAAACGGAGUUCAGACACUGGCGAAAGAGCAGAGUGCUAAUGCCUUCACUGUGCUGAAGGUUCCAGUAAAAGCGAUAUCCUGUGACAUGACAGUGUCUGAAUAUUGUCCUUUCAAAAAGCCUGUCACACACUGCCCAAGAUUGUAUUGUCCUCGUAAUUGCCUGUACAGCAGCCACGCCCGUGUGAUCGGGACCCGUUACUAUGCAGAUAGCUCCAGUAUUUGUCGGGCUGCGAUUCAUGCUGGUGUAAUUCAGAAUGAUUCAGGUGGAUAUCUGGAUGUGAUGCCGGUAGACAAGAGACGAACCUACAGAGGCUCACACCAGAACAGUGUUGCCUCAGAGAGCUUGCAGAAUCCCACAAGAGGAAAAGCGUUCCGAGUUUUUGCGGUGAUCUGAAGCCCUAGUCCAAGGACACAUGCCACUGCGGAGCAGAAUGGCCAACAAUAACAGCGUCCCUCAUGCUGGGCUAAAAAAACUCUCAACAGACAAAAAAAGACAUUAACGCCAACCAUAUGGCUAAUGGGGAAGCAGCAGACUUCAGCUCUGUGUACAUGUUCUGUAUAAUAUCAUGUUGUGAAUGAUUCUUACUCUAAAAGUUUCUGCAGAAGGAUAAAGAGGCCAGGCCUUAUUUUCUUCUGUCCUGUUCUAUUAUCGAAAAAAAGUGUUAGCAUUAGCUAGACAGUGUAGUUUUCCAGGUUUUAUCUGAAAGUUCUUUGUUAUUGUAAAGUAGCUGUAGCUCAGUCUCCUUCUGCCACACUUUAGCCACCAAGCUGUAAAAACCUGCCUAAGAACUUACUAGCAAACCUGCCAAAUGUUGGCUAGCAUACUGUUGAACUUACACAUGAUUAAUUUGUUGCUAGCAGUUUAUGCAAUAGUUAGCUUGAUAGAGUUGUUUAAAAUAACACUUAAAAUACAUCUCAGCCUAACCUUACUGAGUGUUUCAUUAUAGUUAGCACAAGAGUUUUAACUUAAUAAUACUUGAUAUAUUAGUGUAUCUAUGACUUUAUACAUCAGUCUAACUUUUGCUGAACAUUGAUAGCUACUAGAAAGGUAACAGAUUAGAUAAUUAAACUGUUAGUUAAGUUAAAGAACCAAUUUGUGCCUUAAUUUAAAAGUUCUUCAUUCAUAGUGUAAAUUAAUUUAUAGAUAAAAUUAAUAUCUAAAUCAUCUAUGUUCUCAAAAUUACUAAAAACACAGUUUCAAUGGUGAUCAAAUAAAAAGUUAAUCAAAUUAGAAUGGCUGUGAUAGCUACAAAGAAGCUAGUGUUUGCUAGGUGUUGUGUUUAGGUACAUGGCUAAACGUUGAUUCUAAAUUUGAUUAUGUUAAUUCUGACAUAAAACCAAUUCUGGAUUGAACGGUGUAGCUAAUGCAUGUCUGAAGCAUGUCUCAGUAAAAUAUCACCAGGAUCAUGUUCAGGAUCAUCAAUACGUUCAGGAUCACAGGACAGGAAAAAGACAGAAAAUUAGCAUGGCCUCUUUGGACUUUUCUAGACUUUUUUGUUAACAAGUUCUUUUUUUAAUUGUAUAAAUGCCAUCUAUCUGUAAAUAAUGGGAUCGAUUACAUGCAACCAAUCUUGCCAGUUUAUUAGGUAUAUCUACAUUCUCUCUAGACUUCAUGUCAUCGUGUAAAAGUCACUCUGUAUUUGUCAGUGCUGUAGUGGGGAUACCAACACCAUACAAUAAUUUGCUGCUAAACCCCACCCUUUUUGAUCAAUGAACAGGGUGUAGAGGGGUGCCAAUACAUUUGUGCAGAGCAGCAGUGCGUCUAUAGUGUAGGUGAACCUGAUAAACAGGCAGCUUGGUGUAUCUAAGCCCUAUUAACCCUAUUGAGUUGUUUUCCUUCUAUGAGGUUACGACUUUAUGAUAAUGAAGUUUCUAUUUUUGUACUGUUUUGUAUUCCUGCCGCAGUGGAGUUGGACCUGGCAGGCCAGGAAAAAAUCACAACACGCUAAACAAAAUACAGAUUAUUUCUUACAAAAAGAGAGAAACGUACGAGUGUGAACGCAGGGUGAGGGGAACUGACAGUGAAACGUUACUUUAAGUAUUUAUUAUUCUUCCAUGCUGAAUAAAGCCACACUGUCAGUGGGCAUGUGCAGAUAUUUGUUUUUAAUCACACAGUAAAUGAACAUAUGUCUUUAAUAACACUACACUAAUAACACAUUAUUACUGCACAUUAUAUAGGUUAUAUUCAUCUUUAAAUGUAAAUGCACACACAAAACACAGUAUCAUGAGGAUGGAUAUAGAUGAGAAAAUCUCUGAUAUAUGUUCAGGAAAUCAUAUAUUUUAUAUAAAGUGUUAAAUAAAAUCCAUGAAAUUCAAA
Molecule: messenger RNA, 3637 nt
Organism: Tachysurus vachellii
Lineage: Eukaryota; Metazoa; Chordata; Actinopteri; Siluriformes; Bagridae
Gene: crispld1b
Product: cysteine-rich secretory protein LCCL domain containing 1b
Exons: 15
Coding region: 170-1714 (514 amino acids)
Cellular component (GO): extracellular region
Source: RefSeq, a predicted model, not a curated record